Messenger RNA from Pediculus humanus corporis (human body louse), 888 nucleotides. RefSeq lists its product as uncharacterized. The record is from RefSeq and is a predicted model, not a curated record. Gene Ontology annotation, cellular component: membrane. The transcript has 7 exons. NCBI's taxonomy places the organism in Eukaryota, Metazoa, Arthropoda, Insecta, Psocodea, Pediculidae. Gene Ontology annotation, molecular function: phosphatidylinositol bisphosphate binding. Bases 1 to 888 code for a protein of 295 amino acids.
AUGUAUCUUGGAAAUCACGUGUUGAGAUUUGAAAACGUGGAAAUAGACGUGGAAGAUGAAGAAAAAGCAAGAAAAGAAUUACGGGAAACACCGGAUGUUGUUAAAGAAUCGUUGGAAUCUUUUAAAAAACUAUUAAACGAUGAUGAAUCUCUCGUGUAUCCGACAGACGACGAUUAUAAAUUACAAAUAUUUUUAAGACCUUGUAAAUAUUAUCCAAACAGCGCAUUGACAAGAAUGAAAAAAUUUUAUAAAUUUAAAUAUAAUCAUCCGAAAUAUUCCGUUGAUUUAUCACCCAAUCAUGAAAAAAGAGCUUUUCAUCAAAAUUUAUUAACAAUAUUACCAUAUAGGAAUAAAAAUGGCGAAAGGAUUUUAGUUAUAGAAGCUGGAAAAAAAUGGAAUCCGAAAUGUUGCACAUUAAAUGAAAUAUUUCGAUCUGUUAUGAUCGUCCUGGAAGCGGCACUGGAAGAACCUAAAACUCAAAUAAAUGGAGUUCAAGUUAUUUUAGAUUUAUAUGGAUUAUCAUUGCAACACGUUUGGCAAUUCACGGCAACUUUUGCUAAAAAUGUCGUCGAUUGGGUACAAGAUUGCAUACCUAUAAGGCUAAAAGGAAUUCACAUAGUUAAUCAACCCUAUGUUUUUAACAUGGUUUAUGCUCUUUUCAAACCUUUCCUUGGUGAAAAAUUACAAAAGAGGCUCAAAUUUCACGGUACCAAUUUCGAAAGUUUACAUUCUUACAUAAGUCCGUCGGUUUUACCGAAACAUUUUGGCGGUGACGUAGACAUACCUUUCGAUAAAGGAGAAGAACUUCAUAAAUAUUUAUCGAAAUACGAUUCCGAAUUUAAGGAACGUUCGCAUUACGGGUAUUCGAAUGGUCCGCCAAAAGAUUAA